UUUAAAACUUAAUUAAAUAAAAUUAUUAAUAAUUUAUUAUCUUAUUUAUUAUAUGAAUAAAUAUGUCUAAACGUCCAGAACAUUUGGCACCUCCAGAAGUAUACUACAAUGAAGAAGAGGCAAAGAAAUAUACACAAAAUUCCAGAAUUAUUGAAAUUCAGACUCAAAUGUCAGAGCGAGCUAUAGAAUUAUUGACAUUGCCCGAUGAUGAACCAUGCUUAUUAUUAGACAUAGGUUGUGGAUCUGGAUUAUCUGGAGAAGUACUUGAAGAGCAAGGCCACAUUUGGGUAGGAAUGGAUAUUGCACCUGCUAUGUUAGAUAUUGCUGUAGAGCGUGAAUUGGAAUGUGGUGAUGUUUUGCUUUCUGACAUGGGGCAAGGAUGUCCAUUUAGAGCAGGAUCUUUUGAUGGUGCUGUUUCAAUAUCUGCUCUUCAGUGGCUAUGUAAUGCAGACCAUAAAAGUCAUAAUCCUGCACAAAGGCUCAAAAAAUUUUUUGAAUCUCUAUAUGCAUGUUUAACAAGGCAGGCUAGGGCUGUAUUUCAAUUUUAUCCUGAAAAUGCAAAUCAAGUUGAAUUAUUGACAACACAGGCCAUGAAAGCUGGUUUCUAUGGCGGUUUAUUAGUAGAUUACCCAAAUUCUUCAAAAGCAAAAAAAUACUUUUUAGUGCUCAUGACUGGCGGUUCAAUGUCUAUGCCACAAGCAUUAGGAACCGAAGAAAAUGGUGAUUCUAAUUGUGUAUCUUAUGCUAGAAGAAAACAAGAACAAUUACGCAAAAUGAGAGGUAAACCAGUGAAAAAGUCAAGAGAAUGGAUCUUAGAAAAAAAGGAAAGGAGACGUAGACAAGGUAAACCAACACGAAUGGAUUCAAAAUAUACAGGAAGGAAAAGGAGUGGUAGAUUUUAG
Molecule: messenger RNA, 902 nt
Organism: Ctenocephalides felis (cat flea)
Lineage: Eukaryota; Metazoa; Arthropoda; Insecta; Siphonaptera; Pulicidae
Product: probable 18S rRNA (guanine-N(7))-methyltransferase
Exons: 6
Coding region: 63-902 (279 amino acids)
Biological process (GO): rRNA (guanine-N7)-methylation
Cellular component (GO): nucleolus
Molecular function (GO): rRNA (guanine) methyltransferase activity
Source: RefSeq, a predicted model, not a curated record